UGUGAGUGUCACUUCGCUGCGGAGCCGAGAGAGCGCGCGCCAUCUUUACCGACUCCCCCCCGCCUUCCUUCCUCUCUCCUCACAGCCAUGCCGCGCAUCUACAUCGGGAGGCUGAGCUACCACGUCCGGGAGAAGGACAUCCAGAGGUUUUUCGGCGGUUACGGCAAGCUGCUAGAAGUCGACCUAAAGAAUGGGUGAGGGGAAUUAAAAAAAAAAAAAACCCAGCGAGAGAGAGGGACCAUCUGGCAGCACGAGCGCCAUCACUGGGGGGGGGAGGGGGGCAGGCUCUCCGCUCUCUAUUGAUUUGAGGCACGCGGGGAGGUGUGUGCGCGCGCGCGUCGGCCGCCAUUUUCUCUGAGGGGGCCCUAGUUAUUAAUCUGUGGGGGGAGGGGGGUGUGAGCGGCGUUGGGGGUAAGGGGGUGUUAUUGAUGAGUAGAGAAGUUUCCAGCUCAAAAUGGCGGCGGUGGUUUGUGGAGGGGGGGUGGGUGUUAGGAUGACGUCGCUGGUGCGCGCGUGCCGGCCGCGUGGCGGUUAGCGCGAGCCCCGGGGUAUUGUUUACACACUGUGGGGGGAGGGGGGGUGUAUGCUCCAGAAUGUGUGGCAAGACGAACCAUCAGCACUCCUGAUACUAUGGACUAUGUGUCGGUUCUGUGGCAUCAUGGGUGAUGUAGUCCAUGGGAGUGCUGAAAGUUGCCAUCCCCUCUGGCUUAGGGGCUCAGGUGCUGUAUUGUAAAACGAAGUUACAAAUAGCUGCUCUGGAAACAACCCCCAUCAGUUUUGUAAUCCUGGCCUGGUCUAAAACCUGACACUCAGAUUUCAGGGAAUUUAGAUUUGGAGUUCAGUGAAUUGACACUGCAAAGAGAAAGUGGACCUAAAUCCCUCUGUAAUGUUGGAGUAUCUUGGUGUAGAACAAAGCUCCACAGCAACUCCCCCACCCCCCAAUUGUGUAUUCAAACUGCAGUAAAUGUGUUUAGAAGUCAGUAUGUGGAAAUAUGAUACUUUUGUUCUAAAUUACAUUUUAGUUACUUAAAUUAAGUUCCCUAUAACUUCACAGCGAAGCCCUGUCCACACACAGCCAACUACUAGUGUCGCUCUGUCUAUAUUUAAAUUGUUGGCACGGUCUGUAUAAUGUGUGGGCACAGGUAUUGAUGGGCUAUGUGCACAUGGUAUGGCCACUGGGAACUAUACACAUGCAAGGUUAUUCAAGAUAAUGAAAACCAAUAUCUGUACUAGAAUAACUGAUUUUGAAAAUGUCUUGGCUAUGGUCACUGCUUCCAUUUUGUUACUGGGAUUUCAAAUAACUACAAUUCUUAAUCUGGUAAUUCCUGAUAGUGUGAGCAGAGGCCUAAACCAUGUGGGUGCCUGAGUGCUUUGCAUGUGGUGUUGGUCCUGAGGUAUAAGCCCUGUAAACGCUGUUGCAUGGUUGUUAGUGACUUGAGGCUCAGCAUAGAUUGCAGCAUGGUUAUCUUAUUGAGACACGUUCACUCCUUUUCAUGCUCCUAGUGAGUGGUAGCUUGGCCUACCAAUGGUCUACUUGGUUAAAUUUACUCUUAAAAAAAAAAAAAAAUAAUAAAAAUAAUCAGGACUGAAGCCUGGAAACCUGGCAUAAUUUUAUAUUUAUAAAAGCUUGCAUUAUAUAGUCAGUGAAUUUUGUGUACUUGUAGGUACAAACAUCUGGGCUACCUAUUGGCAGCCUUGAAAUCCUUUAUUCAUAAGCACCCAUUAUAAAAUCUAGACACCGUGAUGGAGUUGAAGCAUCUGUCCAUCGUGCUGAUUGGUAAACAGUCUAUAUGCAAGGAACUGGCUUAUUCUAAUCUUAUGCCAAAUGGUCUGAAUAUGUGAUGUUUUCUACACAUUGAAUGCAACUGUAGCCUUGCAUCCUAAUAAAACUAUACUUCAUUCUGUCAUUACAUAGUCUUUCCCCUUAAGACCUUCUUCGGUUGCAUGUCAGCCACCUGAUCCAAGGAACUAGCAAUACAAAUGUGUAUUCCUGAUGCUAUAGUGUCCUGGUGACUGUUAAGCUUACCAGCCCCCAUCUGAAGGGAGAAACUAGUAUUUUACAUACCUUUUUCUCUCCCGCAUGGACAUGACAACCAGACCAACUUAUUGAGAUAAAGUUGUCUGGGUGCUUAGUGUCUCUUUAGUGAGGUCAAAUAAUUUCUCACAUCCUGGUUGUUCUUUUCUUGGCACUGCAGUCAAGUGACAUUGGAAUCUCGCUUGUCUCAGAAUAUAACACUGAACUUGUGCAACAUGUUGCUGGGAUUUAUGGGUCAGAUACAAAACACUUCAAAUACGGAAUUGCUUAAACCAUCUGUCAGUUUGGAGGUCUUCCCAAGGUGACAUGUCCCAUUGAUGUCUGGUGGCUUGGGGAAGAAGCUUAUGGGAGAUAUACUUUAUACUUGAAGCUUUCCCUUGUGGCUGCUGCCAUUUUCCUUCCAGGGUCCAUUUCUCCUCGUGGCCUAUCUGACAGGAGCCCUCAUCAAUGUUGUCCUCUUGUGUGAGAUAGGUCUAUGAAAGUUUCAACAAGACUGCACAAUAAUUUAUUGCGCAACGGUCUUGGGCUACAUCGGUAUUAAUACAUAAUGUAAGCUACUAAAACUUGGGGUUUAAAGGGGCACUAUAGGCACCCAGACCACUUCAGGUCAGAAGUUGUCUGGGGGCAGUGCCCCUGUCUCCUUUACCCUACAAUUGUAAAUAUUGCAGUUAAGAAACUGCAAUAAUUACAUUGCAGGGUUAGCGUCUCUAAUGGCUGUCUACCAGACAGCCACUAGAGGCUCUUCCAUGUUGUUAGCCUAACUGAUGCUAGACGUCCUCACUCUUUGCAUGAGGACAUCCGGUGUUGGCUAAAAUCCCAUAGAAAACCAUCGAUUCAAUGCUUUAUGUGGUAGUCCUAAUACUGAAGGCAGCACCGAUGUCCCUGGGUGCUGGGUCAUGCUCUUUAUAGCUUUCCCUUUAAAGAAACCAUCCAGGCACACAAACUACUACAAUGCUCUCCCAUAUGUAGAACAGCUUGACUUUAACUACAGCUUUUCUCCAGCUGGAAGCUCCUAAUCAUGUCAAGUUUGUUUCACUUUAUCUUCCAUAUCGGGGUUGAGAAUUUUCGCUGACCAUUAGCGACUGAAACUAGCCCUGGUAAGUGUACCAUGGACUCUUCAGACUUUUAGUAAAGUUUAAGGCCUGGCUAGUAGUGUAGGACUUGAAAUUGUAAGCACUGUUCUAUAUAGGUAAUCAUUGCUUCCAUCCUGGCUGUAUGACACUUGUGGUUCAAAGUGUUAUGGCUACGAAUGUUUUAAGUUUUAAUUGCUACAUUAAAUACUAACCUGACUGAAUUUUCUCUUUCUAGAUAUGGUUUUGUAGAGUUUGAGGACUCGCGAGAUGCAGACGAUGCUGUGUAUGAGCUGAAUGGCAAAGACCUGUGCGGGGAGCGUGUCAUUGUGGAGCACGCUAAAGGACCUCGUAGAGACAGAGAGGGAUACAGCAGCUAUGGAAGUCGCAGUAAGCAUUGCCAUGACUCACUAGUCGUUUGUUCGUCUGGGUUCUAGUUUGUGGUCAGCAUAGUAUUAACACCAGUGGAACAGGAUAAAUAGAGUUUAAAGGGUAUAAACCGCUGCUUUCUGCCCUGCUCCUCUAAAGCUUCAGACUGGUGAACAAACAUUGUUUACAAACGUAUAUUUUUAAUGUGCAAGGUUCUUCAGAAGGGAACCUUGCAAAGAAUAGUGGCAUAUUUCACCAGUGAGGCCUACAUAUUUUUCUUUCCUGAUAAGAUGACAUACUGAGCUGUAAGACUUGAUUAUGUCGUUAAGGACUGCUUUGGUUAAGUCAUAUUCUGCAGCCUGGGUGUCAAGUUGACGCAGUUUUCUAACUCGCAAUCAAUGCAUGAAUCAGGCUGCCAUAACUUUAACAUCUAGUCUUAUUUUAAAAGACUCAGUUGAGCCUCCAAGAGCUGUAAGUAGUUAUUUGUGUAAGGUGCAAACAGCACUAGAUCACAUGUGCCAUAAAUAUCCGAACAGGCAUGGUUUUCUCUAUUGUUCCUUUGGGCCUCAAAAUUUUUUCAUGUAAAUUCUGAAAAUGGGGUUUUAAUUAAUCCAGUGUUUUAUAUUUGGAAAGUCAACACUUAAACAGGUACUGGCAAACUCCUUUCUGUUCAAGCAGCCUUAGUAAAGUUUCUUGUUCUCCAUUUAAAGUCUUCCACACUUGAAGCACUAACAAACCUUUUACAAGCUACAUCGUUGCCAUGCUCUGAUUUAAAGGGACAUUUAAGCCUCAUGGUAACUAAGCCCUACAGUAUAGGUAGUGUUGUAGCCUGUGUGCUGGAACACACUUUGGAAGACUAGCCCUGUAUGUAAUCUCUUUACACCUGGCCGGACUACUACUUUCAAUCUGUAUUUGGAGGGGAGAAAAUCUGAUACCAAUGUGGUAUCGCCUUCGAUUUCAAAGGCUCAAAAUCUGCUUCAUUUUAAAGGGACUCUAUAGUCACCAGAACUACAGCUUAAUGUAGUUCUGGUGAGUAUAAUCAUUGCCCCUAGGGACACCUCAAAGUGGCUACUGGAGGUGCUUCCUGGCUCAGUGCUGCAUAGUAGGCAGCAGUGCCGUUCAGCGUCUCCAUGCUCUGCAUGGGGAAGCUGAAUUUUCCUCAGAUGCAUUGAUUCAAUGCAUCUCUAUGAGGAGGUGUUGAUAUGCAAAAACAGCGUUUGGCUCUGCACCUUGCCAAUUUCAGCCAAUCCAAUGCUUUCUCAAAGGGAAAGCAUUUUAAUUGGCUGAAAAUUAGCAGUUCUGAUGUCAUCAAGGGGGCGGAGCUAGCGCCAGCAGACCCAAACGGCACUGGAAAUAAGGUGAGUUUUAAUUGCUUUGGUUUUAACAGUAUAAGGUCAGAAUACAUUUUUGUGUUCCUGGCCCUAUAGUGUUCCUGUAAGUGUUUUUUAAUUUUUUCAUAACUGCCUCAAAAUUAACAAUUUGAGCACAUAGUGAUCCGGAAGAGAACUUACUAACCGUAAUGAAAUUGGUUUAUAAAAAAAGUGGGUAUGUUUGUCUAAAAUUAGUAUUUGGUGAGUGGCUACAUGCUUUACAUUCAAUUCAAAUACACCUAUUUGUUUCUGCUAACCCUUUCUAGUGUUCAGCAGAUCUGCUGUUGAAAGGGUUAGUAUCUAACAAUGUUGCUGUAAAUUAACUUAAGGCUGGCUCCCUUGGUCAGUAACCAUUAUAUUCAGGUAUCUUGGAUGUUGAAGUAGCUAGAAAAGUUAUGGUUGGGUGGGGGUGAAUUCACAAUUGGGGAUGCGGGGUGGUAAUUGUUAUGUUUAACUUGUAUAUUCUUAACCUUUUUGCAUGUUGAAUUCCAAAAUCCUUUGUUAACCGUCCUUGAUGUUUCAAUUUGAAAGAGACCAGUGGGGGCUGAGACCAUUGAGGCUUAAGAUGACUGCCUUUCCUGGUUGGCCUUUCCAAACAUUGUGUGACCCUUGCCCUAUGACCCUUUGGCUGACCUUACCGGAAGCCAUGACGACAGCAGCCUUUUGCCAUUAGACGCAGGGUGAUGGUGAGGAUUCCAAGGGUUAGAACAAACUGGUUUUAAUUUGAAUUAGGUGACUUCCCUUGCGUGUGCUUCCAUAAGCCACUUCUGUUAUACCUCCUGCCUUAAUGUAAAUAUAGUGACUGGCAUCUCAUGUUUAAAAAAAUAAAUAAAAAAAUGCUUUGUAGCAGUGCAUGUAAUUAUGAUAACUAUUGUAAUGUCAUAGUCAUUUAAAAUUCUUUGGUAAACCUAAAAACAAAGGUUGGCAGAAUUCAUUCCUUAAACAGGCCCCUCAAUAUAGCAGAUUGGAGUGUGUAACACAUCCCUGCUGAUCUUCUCUCGCCAGAAUCACAUAUUGAAAGGAGGUUUUAUUUAAUAUUCACAUUUUUUUCCAAGCUUUAUUUAAAUCCCUACAAGAAAUAGAUUUGGCCCAUGCAUAAAUUGUGAGGAACUAAUCUAUCUUUCUGUGUGCAAUGAAGGUGGUGGUGGUGGAGGUGGUGGUGGAGGAGGAGGAUACAGGAGCCAGCGGUCAGGCAGAGAUAAGUAUGGCCCUCCUGUCCGUACGGAGUUCCGACUUAUUGUGGAGAAUCUCUCCAGCCGAUGUAGUUGGCAGGACCUUAAGGUGAGUGAUAUGUCAGACUAAAUACUUCACUGGUUUUAAUAUCUAUUAGAAAGUUUUAGAUUUUAUUUUUUUAAAUUCUGAAUACAGUUCUGGGUAUGAUUGGAUAUCUGUCAGCUGGUGAAACACUGGCCGUUUAAAAGUUCCUUCCUCUAACUUCAAUUUCCAGGAUUUCAUGAGGCAGGCUGGUGAAGUCACCUAUGCAGAUGCCCACAAAGAGCGUACCAAUGAGGGUGUAAUAGAAUUCAGAUCUCACUCUGACAUGAAAAGAGCUCUGGAGAAGCUGGAUGGAACUGAGAUCAAUGGAAGAAAGAUUAGGCUUGUGGAGAGCAGGACUCGUCACAGAAGGUCAUACUCUGGAAGUAGAUCAAGGUAACUGGGCAUAUCUAUCACUUAAUCAAAUUUUGUUGUUUUUUUUUUAUGCUCCACUUGUAAAAUUAUUGUAUUUAAAGAAAACCCUCUACACCUAUGUGAGUAAUCUAUUUUUAUUAACAAUGGGGUGUAUGUUGGUGUUUUAGUCCUUGAUGUUGCCUGUUCUGCCUGAAAACACCCCUUUCUAACUUUAAAGGACCACUAUAGUGCCAGGAAAACACUCGUUUUCCUGGCACAAUAGUGCCCUGAGGGUGCCCUCACCCUCAGGGACCCCCUCCUGCCUGGCUCUGGGGAAAGGAAAGGGUUUAAACUUUUUUUUCCAGCGCCGGGCAGGGAGCUCUCCGCCUCCUCUCCUCCCCUUCGGCUGAAUGCGCAUGCGCGGCAGGAGCUGCGCACGCAUUCAGCCGGUCUCGUAGGGAAGCAUUUACAAUGCUUUCCUAUGGACGCUGGCGUCUUCUCACUGGUUUUUUUUCAGGGAGAAGCACGCCAACACCUCUAGCGGCUGUCAUUGAGACAGCCACUAGAGGAUUUGGAGGCUGGAUUAACCUAUUAUAAACAUAGCAGUUUCACUGAAACUGCUAUGUUUGUAAGAAAAAAUGGGUUAACCCUAACUGGACAUGGCACCCAGACCACUUCAUUAAGCUGAAGUGGUCUGGGUGCCUAGAGUGGUCCUUUAAUCUCCAUAACCCAUGACAUGUAUUGUGUAAAUAAAAAUCGUUACAAAUUUUUUUUUUUUUUUUUUUAAAGGUCACGAUCCAGGAGCAGGAGAAGAUCACACAGCAGGAGUAGACACAGCAGCCACAGUAGAUCUAGAAGUAGGUCUCGCUCCCCUGCCAAAAAGAGCAGAUCCCAUUCACCUGCUAAACGAAGCCAAUCACACUCUCCUGCUAAGAGCCAGUCCAGGUGAAUAUUUCUGUUCACAGAACUUGGACUAAUAUUUAAUGCUUUGAUUGUGUGUUCUAAAGACUUUUGCCACAAUGUUAAUCAUGCGUCUCUACACAUUAUAUUUGCAUUUGAGCUGUUAAUUAAUUUUAAUGUUUUGACAGGUCUAAAUCAAGAUCUAGAAGUAAGGAGCGUUCUCUGUCAAAACAGAGGAAGUCUAGAUCAAAGAGCAAGCCAAAAUCUGAACAUGGAUCCAGAUCUCGCAGCUUGUCCAAAGGGAAGCAAGAGAGGUCGCCUAGUGUGUCCAAGGGAAAGCGAGGCAGAUCACGUAGUCGGUCCAAAGGCAGAUCUGAGGGCUCUCGUAGCAGAUCAAAAAGGGAAAGAUCUCGCAGCAGAUCCAGGGGAAAGAGGGAGAGGUCUGGUAGCCGUUCUAAGAGCAAGAAGGAGCGAUCUCGUAGCCGUUCCAAGGGUAGAAGGGAGAGAUCCCGCAGCCGCUCAAAGGGCAAGAGUGAGCGAUCCCGCAGCCGCUCCAAGACCAAGCGGGAUCGUUCUCGUAGUCGCUCUAAAGGCCAGAGAGAACGGUCCCGCAGCGGCUCCAUUGAUAACCAUGAAGUCUCUGAAAGUCAUUCAAAGAGUAAACAGGAAAGGUCCUCACACAGCCGAUCAAGGUCCAACUCCCCAGUCAACUCGCCAAAGGAAAAUGGAAAUGGAGGUACCCGAUCACGUUCCAGAUCCCCAUCUGCACCUUUUGUCACCAAUGAGGACUCUGUCUCUCCUCCCCCUCGAGCUGCUUCUGCUGCCAGUUCUCGGUCUCGCUCAAGCUCUCGCGAGUAAAGGCAUUUCUUUAAAGGUGACCAGUGUUAGAAAUCUGCCCUCACUACACUACCCCUUGUCAAAUACAGUGCGUAAUGUUCUGGUGCUGACACAUCUAUGUGAAACCUUAUUCUUUAUCUGGUAGAGUGGAUAACACUUUAUUUUUUAUUUUUUUGACAGUUGAAAGUGUUAAACCACAGCUGUAUAAAUUCUAAUAGGUUUUAGACUAAUUUCUUAUGUACAUUCUGGCACAGAGCAGUAAAAGCAAUUGGUGCAGGGGCUUGCAUGUAUUCCUACCCCAUUUUCCUUUUUGAGAAAAAGUGGUCUAUAUGAAAAGCCUCAGUAGAAAGCUAAUUAUGUUAUUGAUUGUAUGAAGAAUAUGUAAUGCUGGAAGGGUGUGAUGAGCAAUACCCAGUUAACACUCUGGCUGCUGAUGUUGUAAAUAAAACGAAGGUUUGUAUUGUCCUGGGAGGGGGCUAUUUUUUUUUUUUAUUUGAAAACUGUUGUACGUACACUUUUCAGAGCAAAUAAAGUGAGUUCCUGCAGUGCAGACUUUGUUCUUUCUUGUAUAUUGCAUGAUGGUAGACCUGUCUCUUACAGAAUAAAAAUGUAUCAAAUUCACUUUCUCCAGGUUUGAAGAUGUAAUUUCCUGGAAAUAACUGCUUCUCAACUAUUUUUGUUCCUGUUCUUUGGUUUCCUCCUGAAGAUUUUGGAAACCAUUUAGACGAUUGAAUACUUUUUGGUUCCUGCUGACUUGGUAGCAAAAUGUAGUUAAUCACUCAAUCUGUCGCAUACAAACAUUAGAGUAGCCCUAAACAUGCAUUAUUUACUGUAGGUUUCCGUGCCCUCUCAGGAAGAACACUUCUGCAUACAGAUGUGCUUUUGAGUGUCUGCAUGUGCUGCUUGUUAUGGAAUUUUUUUUUUUUUGCUUCUUUCAACCAUUUCUUUUUGUAACCGAAGGUGGAUCUGAAUUCAGCAAGGCUUUUUUUUUUCCUUUUCUCUGAGAAAGAAAGGGAAAAACGUAUGCAAGGUAACACUUCUGAUUUUUUAAUAAACUCAUGUCAAGACCUAAGUGAAUUGCAAACAGCACAUAUUGUGGCUUAAUAUAAUAUACACAGGUUAUUUAAAUGGUUACUCUACGCUUCAUAACUGCAGCUCAGGGUCUUUACUGUUGCCUGAGCUUUGCAUGCAUUGUCUGUUUUCUCUGUCCUGGCAGACAGUGCGUUUUUUUUUUUUAAAUCUGUCAAACACCUUUUCUCAAAAAAUAAGUUCUGUUCGAUCAGCAUUUUUCCAUUUGUUGAGCUUUGUUAUUAGCCUUGUCUUAUAACUUAGCUAAUUCAGCUAUUCACAAACUACUAAAUUGCAACUGGAUAUUGUUGGGUUCAAUAAAGUCCCUUGAUAGUCUUGCAGACUGCCGUUUAACCACUGAGGAGAUAACUGGUUAUUGUUGGAGAUGGUCCCUAGCCCUGCAAUUUCAGGACAGCGAGGUUAUCCUGACCUCUAGCAAUGUUCCCUGUCUUGCUAGCUGUUCUCGUCUCUACAGUGUGCAACAAUCCCAUCUGUGGUUAGUCUUGGGUCACGGUGAAAGGAUUCUCCUUUGGCUUUAAGAGUCAGGCUUGUAAUCUUACUGACAUGUUGUAGACUGAAUAAAGC
Pelobates cultripes (western spadefoot toad) is the source of this 9842-nucleotide messenger RNA. NCBI's taxonomy places the organism in Eukaryota, Metazoa, Chordata, Amphibia, Anura, Pelobatidae. The record is from the annotation of a GenBank genome assembly.